Messenger RNA from Coregonus sp. 'balchen', 9208 nucleotides. The record is from the annotation of a GenBank genome assembly. Lineage: Eukaryota; Metazoa; Chordata; Actinopteri; Salmoniformes; Salmonidae.
AUGGUACCAUCUGUACAAGCCACCUUCAAUCAAGGAAUAGGUUUCUGACAUGUUAUGCAAUUUCUGUUCAAAUAGAAUGCUUGGGAUUGCUUAUGUUUUUAACAUGCAUUCAAUGACUUUGUCAUACACACAGUCAUGGAUGGCUUGUAUCUUAUAUCCCAAGGAUGUGUUUCAUGAUAAUGUUUUAUUACAGAACUUAAGUCUGUUCUGUCGGAUAUGUUUUAUUAAGGGAAGUCUGUCCUGUUGCAGACUGCAUACCAUACAAAAUAUCCCAGUGUGAGUGUGUGCUGUGUGUUUCCAUGUGAUAUUGUGUCUUCAUGAAGCCCUGCUGUGAUCCUCCCCAGACGUGGAUAGAGACGUGCGCAGGCUGAGUUACCAGGACCCCCUGUCGUAUGGGGAUGAGAAGCGGGGCUCCCUGGGGUCCCAGGAAACGGCUGAGGGUCUGGACGGUCCACCACGGGAGGGCUCGCUGGACAUGAGCCGCCAGGCCACUGAGGGGAGCCUGGAGAUGGAGGCCGUGGACAACCAAGGUUACGACAACAACGACCCCAUAGACAGCUCCUCCACAUGGAGCGCAGAGGUACUGCAGCCAACGAGCUCCCGCUGUCACCUUGGGCCUGGUGAACCAAUAUUAAGGGCCCAGAGGUUUCCUGAUCAGGUUAUGGAAACACUCCUAGCCCUACCAAUAACAUACAGUAUCUUUGCUAUACAGAGAAGCAGAAUUUCUUAUCAAGGGAAAUGUUGGUUGACAGUAAGAGGCAGCAAUGUCCAUCAUGCCAUGGUGUCAAUACUGAUGGGAAAUCUGACAAAGAGAAGAUGUUUUGCAUUUGACCCACAGUGUUUUCCUGUCAGAUGAAUUCAGGGCAUACCAAAACAAGGCUGUCAUGAGGCCCAGGAGCACAUUGGGAGAAGUACAUAACUCCUUCCCUAUGCCUCAUAAAUAUUUAUUAAAUAUGUGGCAUAACCUGUUGCUGUAAAGCGUUACUGAGUGUUGCUAAUGGCUUUUCGUGCGUUAGUCUGUUACUUUGCUAAACACUAAUGUGUCAUGAUUGAUUAUGGCCCCAGUUGGGGUGAGGUGAUAGCGAGUGAUGCUGGCUAGCACUGCAGGCUUCCAGCCCAUGUCAUUGUCUGCCCAGACCCAGGCCCAGAUGGGAUUUUGCGACAACUUGUCGCUGUGUGUGUGUGUAUGUGUGUCUGUCAUGAAAGUGCCUCUUAGCAACCAAACCAUGCAGUGAAAUGGAAAGCAAUAUGUGCAUGAGUAUCCUACUCACCUCUUUCACAUUUUAUCCCACUCACUUUCUCACAUAGAACAUGGUAUGUGGUUCCACCAAUUCAGAGCCUUUUGAGAAGUGUAACUUGGUAAAAAAAAAAACGUUGAUUUCACCUAAUUAUAACAUUCUGUCAUAGAGACCUCAUGUUCAACUUAAUAAAAAACUAGUUUUCCCAUCUCAAAAAUGACUAUAGUCAUUGCCUAUUAAGUGCCAAAGAAAGUAACAGGGUUGACCGUAACAAUUGGCAAUUGAAUGAAAGCUUCACAAAAAAAAUAGGUAAUUGCUAAACAUUUAUUUUCUGUUUAUCUAUGGGUAACAGGGUUGACGUUAUGCUCGACCUGCUCAGUUUUCCACCACAAAACACCAGGAAAUUGCAAAAAAAUUGUAGGAGCAGCUCACCUGCUUUUACACUAUGAUUUGACUAUUAGAUGUUCAAUGUUUCUUUUGUAAAAAAAUUAAUAAUAAUAAUAGUUUCGGCCUCCCGAGUAGCGCAGCGGUCUAAGGCACUGCAUCGCAGUGCUUGAGGCGUCACUUCAGAACCGGGUUUGAUCCAAGGCUGUGUCACAGCCAGCGGCCGGGAGACCCAUGAGGCGGCGCACAAUUGGCCCAGCGUCGUCCGGGUUAGGGGAGGGUUUGGCCGGCUGGGAUGUCCUUGUCCCAUCGCGACUCUUGUGGCGGGCCGGGCGCAUGCAAGCUGACUUCGGUCACCAGUUGUACAGUGUUUCCUCCGACACAUUGGUGCAGCUGGCUUUCGGGUUAAGCGAGCAGUAUGUCAAGAAACAGUGCGGCUUGGCAGGGUCGUGUUUCAGAGGACGCAUGGCUCUCGACCUUCGCCUCUCCCGAGUCCGUAUGGGAGUUGCAGCGAUGGGACAAGACUGUAACUACCAAUUGGAUAAGGGGUACAAAAAAAAUAUUUGUUACAAAAACAUACAGUGAGGGAAAAAAGUAUUUGAUCCCCUGCUGAUUUUGUACGUUUGCCCACUGACAAAGAAAUGAUCAGUUUAUAAUUUUAAUGGUAGGUUUAUUUGAACAGUGAGAGACAGAAUAACAACAACAAAAAUCCAGAAGAACGCAUGUCAAACAUUUUAUAAAUUGAUUUGCAUUUUAAUGAGGGAAAUAAGUAUUUGACCCCCUCUCAAUCAGAAAGAUUUCUGGCUCCCAGUUGUCUUUUAUACAGGUAACGAGCUGAGAUUAGGAGCACACUCUUAAAGGGAGGUCCCGUCCGGUGGACAUAGAGGUAGAUAGCCAGGAGAUGGGCCUGGCUCGAGGCUAGCUCAAGGCUAACUGGUACGUCGGGAAGUGGUGAUUAGCCAACAACAGCCAUUCGGUUGCAGCUAGCCUGGACAAUUAUCAGCCAGUCUGCACAGCGUACUAUUGACCCAGAGCAUAUCGGAUUUUCUGCCGGAAUCACUGAAUCACUGGACCUUAACACCGGACUAUCGCAACUAGCUAGCUGCAACCGAAUGGCUGUUGUUGGCUAAUCACCACUUCCCGACGUACCAGUUAGCCAUGAGCUAGCCUCGAGCCAGGCCCAUCUCCCGGCUAUCUACCUCUGUCAACCGGAUGGGACCUCCUAGUGUCGACACGAAGCCCCGCCGAUCCAUCACGACUGGUCUGCCGACGUAAUCGUCUGAUGUGGUUUCAACAGGCUUCCCGUUGCGACGACCACGAAGAUCCAUCUGCUAGCCCCGGCCCGCUAGCAUGCGCAAUCAACAGCCGAGCCUCCUGCUCGCCUGUGCUUUAGCAGCCUACGAUCUGCUCCCGGACUUACGUGGUGCUGUUCACUGGACCUUAUGAUCACUCAGCUGCACAGCUAAUGCCUGCUGGACUGUUCCUUUACACGGUACCCCAUCCUGUUUAUCUGUUUAGCCUCAGCCCAAACUUUCGUCGUCAUUACCAGUUGUUGUCUUAGCCCUCUCGAAUAACACCUGUGAUUGCGUUAUGCCUCUCUCCCAUGUCAAUAUGCCUAGCCUAUUGCUGUUUGGGUUAGUUCUUAUUAUACAAUUUCACUGUAGAGCCCCAAGUUCAGCUCAACCAGCCUCAGAGAGCUCCUUUGUCCCACCCCCCAUACACGCGGAGACCGGCUCAAUCGGUGCCUCCAGUGAUGCUAUCUCUUUCAUAGUUACCCAAUGCUUAGUUGUACCUCCACUGUACUCAUAUCCUUGUCUGUACAUAAUGCCCUGAAUCUAUUCUACAACGCCCGGAAAUCUGCCCCUUUUAUUCUCUGUACCCAACGCACUAGAAGACCAGUUCUUAAAGCCUUUAGCCGUAUCCUUAUUCUAUUCCUCCUCUGUUCCUCUGGUGAUGUAUAGGUUAACCCAGGCCCUGUAGCCCCCAGUAUCACUCCUUCUCCCCAGGCGCUAUCAUUUGUUGACUUCUGUAACCAUAAAAGCAUUGGUUUCUUGCAUGUUAACAUCAGAAGUCUCCUCCCCAAGUUUGAGUUAUUCACUGCGUUAGCACACUCCGCCAACCCUGAUGUUCUAGCAGUGUCUGAAUCUUGGCUUAGGAAGGCCACCAAAAAUUCAGAAAUUUCCAUUCCGAACGACAACAUUUUCCGUCUAGAUAGAACUGCCAAAGGGGGCGGAGUUGCAAUCUACUAUAGAGAGAGCCUGCAGAGCUCUAUCAUACUAUCCAGGUCUGUGCCCAAACAGUUUGAGCUUCUACUUCUAAAAAUCCACCAUUCCAGAAAUAAGUCUCUCACUGUUGCCGCUUGCUACAGACCCCCCUUAGCGCCCAGUUGUGCCCUGGACACCAUAUGUGAAUUGCUUGCCCCCAUCUAUUCUCAGAGUUCGUACUGCUUGGUGACCUAAACUGGGAUAUGCUUAACACCCCGGCCAUCCUACAAUCUAAACUAGAUAUCCUCAAUCUUACACAAAUUAUCAAGGAACCUACCAGGUACAACCCUAAAUCCGUAAACAUGGGCACCCUCAUAGAUAUCAUCCUGACUAAUUUACCCUCUAAAUACACCUCCGCUGUCUUCAACCAGGAUCUCAGCGAUCACUGCCUCAUUGCCUGCGUCCGUAAUGGGUCCGCGGUCAAAUGACCACCCCUCAUCACUGUCAAACGCUCCCCAAAACACUUCAGCGAGCAGGCCUUUCUAAUUGACCUGGCCCGGGUAUCCUGGAUGGAUAUUGACCUCAUUCCGUCAGUAGAGGAUGCCUGGAUGUUCUUCAAAAGUGCUUUCCUCUCCAUCUUAAAUACGCAUGCCCCAUUCAAAAAAUUCAGAACUACGAACAGAUAUAGCCCUUGGUUCACCCCAGACUUGACUGCCCUUGACUAGCACAAAACCAUCCUGUGGCGUACUGCAUUAGCAUCGAACAGCCCCCGUGAUAUGCAACUUUUCAGGGAAGUCAGGAACCAAGUAAAGGCUAGCUUUUUCAAACAGAAAUGUGCAUCCUGUAGCACUAACUCCAAAAAGUUUUGGGACACUGUAAAGUCCAUGGAGAAAAAGAGCACCUCCUCCCAGCUACCCACUGCACUGAGGCUAGGAAACACUGUCACCACCGAUAAAUCUACAACAAUCGAGAAUUUCAAUAAACAUUUUGCUACGGCUGGCCAUGCUUUCCACCUGGCUACCCCUACCCCGGCCACCAGCUCUGCACCCUCCACUGCAACUUGCCCAUGCCGCCCGCUUCUCCUUCACCAAAAUUCAGAGAGCUGAUGUUCUGAAAGAGCUGCUAAAUCUGGACCCCUACAAAUCAGCUGGGCUAGACAAUCUGGACCCUUUUUUUCUAAAAUUAGCUGCCGAAAUUGUCGCAAACCCCUAUUACUAGCCUGUUCAACCUCUCUUUCGUAUCGUCUGAGAUCCCCAGAGAUUGGAAAGCUGCCGCAGUCAUCACCCUCUUCAAAGGGGGUGACACUCUAGAUCCAAACUGUUACAGACCUAUAUCCAUCCUGCCCUGCCUUUCAAAAGUAUUUGAAAGCCAAGUUAACAAACAGAUCACCGACCAUUUCGAAUCCCACCGUACCUUCUCCGCUAUGCAAUCUGGUUUCCGAGCUGGUCAUGGGUGCACCUCAGCCACGCUCAAGGUCCUAAACGAUAUGAUAACCGCGAUCGAUAAAAGACAGUACUGUGCAACCGUCUUCAUCGACCUGGCCAAGGCUUUUGACUCUGUCAAUCACCGCAUUCGUAUUGGCAGACUAAAUAGCCUUGGUUUCUCAAAUGACUGCCUCGCCUGGUUCACCAACUACUUCUCAGAUUGAGUUAAAUGUGUCAAAUCGGAGGGCCUGUUGUCUGGACCUCUGGCAGUCUCUAUGGGGGUGCCUCAGGGUUAAAAUCUCGGGCCGACUCUAUUCUCUGUGUAUAUCAAUGAUGUCACUCUUGCUGCUGGUGACUCUCAGAUCCACCUCUAUGCAGAUGACACCAUUUUGUAUACAUCUGGCCCUUCAUUGGACACUGUGUUAACAAACCUCCAAACGAGCUUCAAUGCCAUACAACACUCCUUCCGUAACCUCCAACUGCUCUUAAACGCUAGUAAAACUAAAUGCAUGCUCUUCAAUCGAACGCUGUUUGCGCCCGCCCGACUAGAAUCAUUACUCUCGGCGGGUCUGACUCAGAAUAUAACUACAAAUACCUAGGUGUCUGGUUAGACCGUAAACUCUCAUUCCAGACUCACAUUAAGCAUCUCCAAUCCAAAGUUAAAUCUAGAAUCGGCUUCCUAUUUCGCAACAAAGCCUCCUUCACUCAUGCUGCUAAACAUGCCCUCGUAAAACUGACUAUCCUACCAAUCCUUGACUUCGGCGAUGUCAUUUACAAAAUAGCUUCCAACACUCUACUCAGCAAAUUGGAUGUAGUCUAUCACAGUGCCAUCCGUUUUGUCACCAAAGCCCCAUAUACUACCCACCAUUGUGACCUGUAUCCUCUCAUUGGCUGGCCCUCACUACACAUUCAUCGCCAAACCCACUGGCUCCAGGUCAUCUAUAAAUCACUUCUAGGCAAAUCCCCGCCUUAUCUUAGAUCAUUGGUCACCAUAGCAACAUUUUUUUAAACAUUUGAGUCAUUUAGCAGAUGCUCUUAUCCAGAGCGACUUACAGUUAGUGAGUGUAUACAUUAUUUUAAUUUAUUUUAUUUUUUUCAUACUGGCCCCCUGUGGGAAUUGAACCCACAACCCUGGCGUUGCAAGCGCCAUUCUCUACCAACUGAGUUACACGGGACUACCCACCCGUAGUAUGCGUUCCAGCAGGUAUAUCUCACUGGUCAUCCCCAAAGCCAACACCUCCUUUGGCCGCCAUUUGCUGCAAAUGACUGGAACGAACUGCAAAAAUCUCUGAAGCUGGAGACACUUAUCUCCCUCACUAACUUUAAGCAUCAGUUGUCAGAGCAGCUUACCGAUCAUUGCACCUGUACACAGCCGAUCUGUAAUUAGCCCACCCAAUUACUUCAUCCCCAUAUAGUUAUUUACAUAGUUAUUUAUUUUGCUCAUUUGUACUCCAGGAUCUCUUUUUGCACAUCAUCUUCUGCACAUCUAUCACUCCAGUGUUAAUACUAAAUUGUAAUUAUUUUGCACAAUGGCCUAUUUAUUGCCUUACCUCCAUAACUUACUACAUUUGCACACACUGUAUAUAGAUUUUCUAUUGUGUUAUUGACUUUACGUUUUGUUUAUUCCAUAUGUAACUCUGUGUUGUUGUUGUUUUUAUCGCACUGCUUUGCUUUAUCUUGGCCAGGUCGAGGGUUGUAAAUGAGAACUUGUUCUCAACUGGCUUACCUGGUUAAAUAAAGGUUAAAUAAAUACAAUUUAAAAAAUAAAAUAAUAAUAAUCUUCAGAAAUGACUUUGGCAAAGCAACAAAAUAACUAGGGCUUUACAAUUAUGGUGAAACGUUGAGAUUUUUAAAAAUUAAAUGGGUAGAAAUCUUCCUAGGACUGACACAAGGUUGACAGAGGGACAUGUCAAAAUGCAGAAUUUUGGCACUUUAGCAUAUUGGUGCACAAUUUUGUAUUUCAAAUCUUAGAAGUGACACAACCAUAGGACAACCAUGCUCUCACCAAGCUCUAAGAAACAUAUGGUUCUCAGAACGGUAUGUGCUAGCUGGGAUAUCUAUUAGUUGUGUCUUUCCAUGAAAAGAGUCCCUUUUGCACUCUUUUCAUAGAAGACCCAGCAUAUAGAUUUUCUUAGAGCUUGGUGAGAGCGUGGUUGUUCUAUGGUUAUUUUGCAUACAACCUUCCCACAACUUUCUGGGAAUGGUGCAGGAUAGUUGCUUGGCUUUGGAAUAUUCUCAGCAUAUUUAAGGAACUUGACAAAUAUAAAAAUGUUGGUAUUUCAUUACUUUCACAGAACGUUUCCUAAAUGUUCAGAAAUUGUACAUUUAAUUUUGGUAAUGUUCUAGGAACAUUCUCCAACAAGAAAACGUUCCAUAAAAAUCACAAGAAAACAUUAGUAACGUUCUAAGUUAUUAAAAAACAUAUACAUUCUGUUCUCAGCGUCAACAAAACGAUUCUCUAUCUUGUUAAGUGUGUUCGUGUGUUGGCUGCUCCACUAAUUGUGCACACCUGCCCUUAAUGAGUGCUUGUUUACUUUGAAAUAGGUACUGUUUGAAUAGACUAAAAUGAACAGCUUUGUAUGAGUUAAAAAUAAAUGUGUUUGCAUGAUUAAUGCCUAAGCAAAUGAAUGUAUAUGUGUCCUAUCUGUGCUUGGAGUUCAAAACAGUUAAACUAAGCUAGCAGUGUUAUUAAAAGUCUUACUGACUUUCAGUUAAAGUUUUAAGGAAGUUAUUCAAAAUCCUCAAAAUAACCUUUACAUUUUGUUUUCUCGGAACGUUAUUUAAUUAUCUUCAAAUAACCUAAAAUGUCCAUUCUCAGAACAUUAAUAAAACCUCCCAGGAAAACUUUCAGGGACUCAUAGUAAAACGUUCUCAGAACCUCCCUGCAACCUAAAAAUUAACAUUCCCAGAACAGCCGAUAUUUUCACCAUUGUUCUCAGAACGUUCAGUUUUACUGGUUGGGAAACGUACGAGUUCGUUCCCAGAACCAAUGGGAAACCAAAAACGUACGUUCCCACAACUUCCAAGGAACCAAAUGUGCUUACUGGGUACUUUCCACAUUAAAUAUAUUUAUGUGAAUGGAACAGCACAUACAGAUACACAUGAAUGGAAGGAAAUUGUUAGCAUAAUUGUAUAUUGUUUGUUUUGGAUCAUUUGAGUCGUGGCUAACAUUGUGAGUCAGGUUGUCAUGUCAGUGAGUGCGGGGGAAGGAAAAAGCGCAUGACGCCUGAUCUGUGCAGUAUAUUGUAGCCGCCACUACAAUGAUCUUAUCUGUGAUCCGUGGUUGCCGUGCCAACACCAAUAUUCCGCCUGCUCUGUCAACAUGGUGACACAAUCGAUGCUGUGUUUACUGACUGUUUGAAGAGCUGCUUGACUGGAGUCAAUUCUGCCAUUGCCUGAUACACAGCAAAAUACAGUAUGUUAAUUCAAGUGAUUAGAAUUAUGACAUUGCUGACUAUUUCAUAUGUUAGUUUCUCGCAAGGAGCAUAUAGCAGUGGCUUUCUGUGUUGAGUUCUGAGUGUGUGUUUUCUGUUUCCCCUCCUCUCAGCAGGAGCAUCCUCCUGUAGAGGAGGUCCUCUCUCGCCCCCCCAACUCCACCUCCCACCCCCCUAUCACCAAAUGUGGUGACCUCGAGGUCACCCUGGACUACAAGGCCGCCUCUCAAAAGCUGUUGAUUACCGUGGUGACGGCGCGGGGUCUCCCAAACAAAGGCCGCAGUGGGAUGGACUCGUGGCAGGUGCACGUGGUCCUGCUCCCGACAAAGAAGCAGUGCCAUAAGACCUCCGUCCAGAAGGGGUCAGUGCCUGAAUUCAACGAGACCUUCCGCUUUUCCUGCUUGGACCCCUCGGAGCUUGGCGACUCUGCCCUGCGCUUCCACCUCUACGCCCUGGUGGGCAGCAUGUCCCUCGAGCACAUGAUGGGGGAGAAGGUGCUCCGCCUUGGGGGGCUGAGCUUGUAG